UCGCGAUAGUAGUUAUUUAAGUCUCCGUUAGAUCGAAUGCUGUUUUAGUCGUUCUGUUAGAUUGCAUCUUGAUAGAAACGAGAUGAAAGCUUCCCUGCUAGGAUUACUCACCCUUUGCGGGCUUAUUUCGUCGAUUGUGGCACAGGAUGCCGCCUGCACGACUCCGGAUCGCAAACCGGGACUUUGCGUGGAAAUCAGUCGCUGCCAAAACAUCUACAGUAUUGUGUCCAGUCCAAACCCGAAUCCGGUGUAUGACAAAUACAUCCGGGCGAUUGCGUGUACCGUGCCGGGUGAAGCUCGCAGUGUUUGCUGUAGACCGUCGGAAGUGGUGGCAAAAUCCACGACCACGACGACGACGACCACUCCGGUUGUUCCGGUGAUUCGGGUGGACCAGGAGGACAAGUUGGCACUGUUGCCGGAAGAGUGCGGCAAAACCACCGCCGACCGGAUAUCCCGCGGCAACGUGACCAAAGUGUUUGACCACCCCUGGAUGGUUUUGCUGCAGUAUCGGCACAAGGGUGCAGUUAUCGGGGGUUGUGGUGGGUCGUUGAUUAACGAGCGAUACGUUCUUACGGCUGCGCACUGCAUUCGGACGAGAAGUUCGCUUCAGCUGAUUAACGCCAGGCUCGGUGAACACACGCGCAACAGCGCCAUCGACUGCAACGUGUACCUGGACCCGGAGGGCAACGAAAUCGAGCGCGAUUGCGCCGACCCAGCCGAGGACUACGCCGUCGAAUCGUUCGUGGUGCAUCCGGAUUUUAACCGGCCACGACGCUUCAGCAACGACAUCGGCCUCAUCCGGCUGGACCGGACCGUUGUGAUGAAGCACCACAUCCAGCCGCUGUGUCUUCCGGUUACGGAAGAUCUCCGCACCAAGCAGUUCAAAAAGUACCUCGUGACCGGUUGGGGUGCCACGGAAAAUCAAACAGGAUCGGACGUUUUGCUCAAAGCUGUGGUCCCGCGAGUCAGCAAUGAAGUCUGCCAACAGCGGAUGGUCGAGAAUCGGCUCAACAUUCAGCUGACCGAGCUGCAGUUGUGCGCUGGAGGCCAGGAUCUGGUGGACACGUGCAGCGGCGAUUCCGGUGGUCCGCUCGGCAUGAGCUCCAACUUAAAGGGCGUCGAUCGGUUCGUGCAGUACGGCGUCGUGUCCGCUGGAGUAAAUUCCUGUGGUCAGAAGAGCGUGCCCGGGAUCUACGCCCGCGUUGUCAAUUACAUGGACUGGAUCCUGGACAACAUCCAGCCAUAGUCCUAUUCAACUCAAUUCUUUAGAUAUUAAACACUCAAAUAAAUGCAACUGAAAGACUACCGAUUUCGAAAA
Molecule: messenger RNA, 1318 nt
Organism: Culex quinquefasciatus (southern house mosquito)
Lineage: Eukaryota; Metazoa; Arthropoda; Insecta; Diptera; Culicidae
Product: serine protease grass
Exons: 4
Coding region: 83-1246 (387 amino acids)
Biological process (GO): proteolysis
Molecular function (GO): serine-type endopeptidase activity
Source: RefSeq, a predicted model, not a curated record